Messenger RNA from Phalacrocorax carbo (great cormorant), 4703 nucleotides. The record is from RefSeq and is a predicted model, not a curated record. NCBI's taxonomy places the organism in Eukaryota, Metazoa, Chordata, Aves, Suliformes, Phalacrocoracidae.
GGAGGUGCAUGGGAAGUGGCAUGGCCAUAAAAGACCAAAAGCAACAGCUUAAUCCCCUGCUCCAGGCUGGGAGAUGUGGGUAAACUUUUUGCUGCCCAAAUGAGGAGAGCAUUCACUUCAUCCCUGGUGUGGGGAGUGGGGAGAUUACCCCACCUCUGGAUUUGCAGGGCAAAUCCUGCUCUCCUGGGGCAAUUUGCAACGAUCAAACCCAGUUUGUGAAGUGCUGGUGUACAGGAUCCCUGGUGGAAUAUCAAAUUCCUGUGUAAUGCAAGUUGUAACAGUGGUUAAUAGCACCAGAAAGUCACUUUGUAGAUAAACUUCUAUUAUGUAAUGGCAGGACGUUGCUCACCCAAGCAAAGUCUCUAAGAUCUUAAUCUCCAGCUACAAUAAUUGCAUUUUCACUGGGAAAGUGCUUGAAGUCUAAAUGUUUUUUAAGGGAAAGUCCUGAUAAGAGAACACUAUUCUGGUUUUGCUGUUGUCCCUAAUUUCUUGUUGCCCAAUGUGUCUGGCAGAGAAUUACAGUCCUGAACCACUGAGCAAGAAGUAGAGGAAAGGCAUGGCAGGUGCCGACCAGGGCACCAAGUGGUGUGGCAGUGUGCAGGGGAGGGGCACUGAACAAGUGAUGUGAUGGGGUGCAGGGCGACAAAGGGGCCGAUGACACCCUCCUCCAGCCUCCCCGCUGGCACAAUACCCUACCCGGAUCCUGCCGUGAACCCCCACAGCUCCCUCCCACAGCCAGGAGAGAAGGGGAUCCCUGCUAAGGGGCCCCAGCUAAUUCCUUACUUCCCUGCAAAACUGUUGCAAACCCCAUCUCCCAUGGCAGCUCUUUGUGCCUCUGUUAAUGUCAUGCCAUACUAAUGCCUUUCAUGGCUCAUUAAUUAACUUCCACGCACUGCUGGGAGCACCUAGCCACUCCCUUUGUCCUCACCUAUCCCAGCCACUUAUAGCAGUGCGGGGAUGCUAGAAAUAGCGUCACAUACAGUAAGAGCCAGAGGAGCCCAUAGACGAAAGGAGUAUUGGAGUCGAUUUGCAAAGGAGGUAUUUUCGAGUUCGCAGCAGUGAGGCAGCAUGAAAAGCCCUGGGUGCACUUCAAGGCAUAUCAAAUGUCUCAUCAUUUUCAACCUUUGCCUGGGACUCAUCUUUCUGUCGGGAUUCUUCCAUAUGAAGAAUAAAAAUUAUAUAAUCUUGAAGAGCCAUGAGGAGCUGCUGAUCCCUUCCAUGCCUUGCCAUGCCAAGACUAAUGUCAUGUUCCUCAAGACCCACAAGACGGCCAGCAGCACCAUCCUGAACAUCAUGUUCAGGUUUGUGGAGAAGUACAACCUCACUGUUGCCCUUCCAGCUGGCCAGCUUGUCCACCUGGGCUACCCGAAGACCUUCCUGGCCCACUUUGUGGAGGAAUUCCAAACCAUAGGACAAAACUACAACAUCAUGUGCAACCACCUGCGGUUUAACGCCUCGGAGGUGCACAAGGUGAUGGCAGCAAACACCUUCUACUUCUCCAUCCUGAGAAACCCCAUUCCUCUGCUGGAGUCUUCCUACGUCUACUACAAGGACAACGUCCCUGCCUUCAGGACCUCCAAGGAUGUGAAUGAGUACCUGGCAUCACCCAUGAAGUAUUACCAUCCAGCAGAUCACAAGAAAAACAUCUACGCGAGGAAUAUCAUGUGGUUUGACUUUGGCUAUGAUAACAAUGCAGAGGACAACAAAAAGUACAUCCAGGCCAUCUUGAAAGAGAUUGAGCAGAACUUCCACCUGAUCUUGAUAGCAGACUACUUUGAUGAGUCCAUGAUCCUCUUGAAGCACACUUUGUGCUGGGAUCUGGAUGAUGUGAUUUACUUUAAGCUCAAUUCCAGAAGCCGGGACACUGUCCAGACCUUGACUCCAGAAAGCAAGGAGCGAAUAAAAGCAUGGUGCUCACUGGACUGGAAGCUCUACCUGCACUUCAACCAGAGCUUCUGGAGGAGAAUUGAGGAGACCAUAGGACUCAAGGAGCUGGAGAAGGAGGUGAAUCACCUGCAAAAGAGACAGAAGGAGCUCAUGGAGACCUGCCUUUUGGACCAGGAGGCAGUGGGGAAGGAUCAUAUCAAGAACAAAGCUCUCCUGCCUUUCCAGUCAGGUGCUACAAAUAUCCUUGGGUACAACCUCAAGCAAGACUUAGACAACAGGACUCUGAGAACCUGCCAGAAAAUGGUUAUGCCAGAGCUCCAGUACACAUCCUAUCUUUACGCUGUUCAACACCCACAUAAGAAGAGGAAGCAGUUAGGCUUGCCCUUGUUGUGGACCAGUUUCCAGGAGAAGAUGCAGCUCCCAACUCCCAACUAGGGCACGUGACAACCCACUGCAGUUUCCCACCUCUUUGCAUCACCCCAUGUCUGGCACGUGGCUGGCCCACAGGACUCUUGUGCAUGAAGGGGAGGCAGGGGGCCUUUGUUCAGGGCCACCAAGCUGGUGGUGGGUCCCUUUUUGGGGGACCUUGAGCCAAAGGCUCUGAGUUGCCCAGAUCCUGCAUGAUCCCUCCUCCCCACUGCUGCUGAGCACUGGGCAGGCUUUCAGCUGGCUUAGACAUUGUGCCUCUUAAUCAUUAAUCAUGGGCUUAGUCAUUUUGUUUGCAUUCAACGUUAUUUAAUGGCCAUCACUACAUCCAGGGUGGUCACAGUUCACUAGAGCAAGUCCUGAUUUUUGGCGUUUAGGGGAAAAAGGGGGAAGGAGAGGGAAAUGAGGAGGAGGGCGCAACGAGGGGAUGCAGCACUCAAAGGAGGAGGAGAGAUGUUGGGUCUCCCAUCCAGCAGUAUCCAUGCUCGAUGAUGCCUAACCACUGUGCGAUGCUGGGGCCCCUUUUCAGAUGGGAGUCCCGAGCAUCGUGCCCAAAGCUGGGUGCGCUAGCUGGCAGCCUUUUCCCACCAGCACAAGAGACAUCCCCCUCAUGCAUGUCAUGAGGUGUGGGGGGCCUCUUGCACCACAUGGGGCAGCUUAUCACUCCCCUAGGAGGGCUUAUUUUGUGGUUUCACCCCUCUCUCUUGGGUGAAGGUCCCCAGACCCUAUGCAUGGAUGGUCCCUUGGGCUCAGAAUUGCUGACGCCCUUUAUCAGCAGGGGCAUCACUGGGCACCCUUGCUGUGUUGGCCAAACUCUCCAACACCAAUUAGGAGAGGGGUGGAGGGAGGCAUGGCCACUGCUCAUUUAGGGCAUGACCUUGUUAUUGAAGGAGGUAAUUAGACCUGGCUGGGAGGUCUUUUCUCAUUUGCCAGCUCCCUGCUGCCGUGCUAGUGUUGGGAAGGUUCGUCAGAAGGACGGCAGCACCAAGCCCAAUGGCUUUGGCGUCACUGCCAUUAAUGAUUGCCCAUUGCCAGUUUCCAACACUCCCACCAUCCCCAAUGGUGCAAUAUUUCAACACUUAUCCAGCAGCUCCUCCUGCUUGUGCCAGUCAGGGCGGCAGCAGAGACCCAGAUGGCAUGACUGGGAUGAUGGAGCUGGGGUCACUUAGGCCUUAGGGGGUGAAGCAGCCCGGCAGCAUCUAAGCUGAAGAAGCAGGAGAGAUGCUGUUGGAGGGAAGCAGAGCUGGAAUUUUCCUCAGCUACAUUUGAACUCAGCAGGUAGCCAGGGAAGCCAGUUGAGGCGAGGGUUAACCUCCUGCAGUGCAACCUGUGCUCCUCUUCAACCCAUGGGAUGUACAGCAGAGAUUAAUAGCUCUGACAUAGUUUUCUGCUCCAGCAACCCUGGCUAAAAUUAACCAGGCUUAGGCGGCAUUUGUAACUAGCUGAGGCAGAGGAGAUGGGAGCUGCAUAUGUUCAGCCUGGGCAAUCCCCAGGGCCCUUUCCUGGCCAAUUCCACAGCCUGAGCCUGGGCUUUUGCCUUGGAGUUUCUGAUCCAAGCUUUGCCAUGUGAAUUUUGUCACAGAAUCACAGAAUGGUAGGGAUUGGAGGGAACCUCUGGAGACCAUCUCGUCCAACCCACCUGCUUGAGCAGGUACACCUUGUCAAGCCCCUUUUAGCUAAACUGAUGCUGGGGAUGGAAUAUAAGCAUUAAAACCAAUUUCUUACAGCUGACCUGCAUGCAGGUGGGGCUCCUGGGAAGGCAGGGACUCUCCAGACCUCCUCCCAUGGGCUGAGAAGCUCAUGGCUGGGUUGCAGCACCUGGACAGGGAGGUCUGGCCUCUCCCAGACUGCAGGAGAAGGGAAACUGAGGUAGGAGAUGCAAAACUCCUGCACACCACCCUCCCCGGCUCCCUUUGCAUCCCCUCCCGGGAGGGUGUCCAAGCAAGGCAGCUCGGCAGCUGCGGGGCCCCCAGCUCUGCCUAGGCUGAUAAUGGUGCCUUUGUGCUGCCCGGCGCUGCACGAGCGGCUGCCGCUGCUGACUCAGGGCUUUUUUCCUGGCCACCGCUGCUGCAGGAGCCCCGUGACCCAUUGAUGGGGGGACCCUGCAAAGGUGGGGGGGUGGCAGUGAAGCAGCAAGGCGACAGGCUCUCCAGAAAGUUGGUGACAGCGGGAGCUGGUGUUACCCUUUAGCGGGGGUGAGGGACAGAGGGGACAUCCCCCAGCUGAGCAGGACCCGGUGAGUACCUUUGCUUUCUCUGUGGGGUGUUUGAUCAGUAAAAGCUCCUAAUCAAAACACAGGUAAAAGCCAUCCUCAGCCACUCUGGCUGUGCCCCGGCACAGGAUGCUCAUCUCCUUCCACAGUGAUAACCUGGGGCACACAGGGACAUAUA